Solenopsis invicta (red fire ant) is the source of this 2370-nucleotide messenger RNA. RefSeq lists its product as uncharacterized. Bases 272 to 946 code for a protein of 224 amino acids. The record is from RefSeq and is a predicted model, not a curated record. NCBI's taxonomy places the organism in Eukaryota, Metazoa, Arthropoda, Insecta, Hymenoptera, Formicidae. The transcript has 3 exons.
UGGACACUGUGUUACACAGUGUCGAUUUGUGUCGUAGCUGGAAAGCACUGACUGUGUUACACAGUGUCGACUUGUGUCGUAGCUGGAAAGCCCCCGAAGUAUUUUUUAAUUCGGCAUACUUCACUUUUCAAAAUGUUACCAGCUUUCAAAAUGUUACCAGAAAGAAUUAAAUUUCAUUACUUUUUUAACACUAUCAUUUAUUCCAUAUAUUUUCAAUCUAUCUGCAUUCAAAGACAUGGUUGGAUCAUCAUCUGAAUAGUAAUUCACAAGAAUGGCUUACAUCAUGAGUAAAACUACUAUUUUGUGUCGACCUGUGUUUUGCAAAAAAAUAAUUUCUGGUCCUAUCAAUAAAAACACUUUUGCAAGAAGUUAUCAACAACUUACUAACAAAACGAAUGCCUGGGCAGAGCAGAAAUAUAAACAAAAAGACGACAUAAGCAACAGUUACCGGCUCGUAUAUAGGGAACAUUCACUUGUCAACUUAGUAACCACUGCAGCAUAUCAUGUUGGAUGGCUAGGUUUUUUUACUAGCACAUUUGGCUUGGCAUAUUUAAUAUAUGAAAAACCACCGGUACGAGAGAAAGAACCAGAAGAUCCGGCUGCUGGACAGAAAUUUAGACCUCUGACUGCUGCAGAAAGAGUACUCAUGUUAUUUGUUAGUUUUGCUUUAUCCACACUACUCGUAGUAGGGAGUAGAACAAUUCCGUUUAGAAUUUAUCACGAUUCUGCGGAAAAAAUAUUUAAGGCUGUGUUUGUAAGUAGAAUAUUAGGUAAGAAACAAAUAGAAACAUUUGCCGAAGGUACAGCUGUACCCAUAUUUAGUCGUAAACAUCUAGGAGACUUAUUAUUUAAAGUCAAUGGUCGCACUAUACUACUUGAUAAAGAAUGUUUCCCGGUGCCGUACAUACGUGAGCAAAUGAUCUGCAAAAGUUCUACUGCAAAAUAGAACUAUUUGUAUUUAUGUAUUAUUGCAUCUUACAUCAUAAUAUCAUUUUUUUAGACUCUUAUGUCAUCGGUGAUAUCAUUUGCUCAUUUUAUCUAUUCAAUAUUGCAAACAAAAUUGAGCUGACAUUAAUAUGUAAAUAUUGAUAUGUAAUAUUGAUUUUUUUUUAGAUAAUAUAAAUUUUUACAUAGAUUCUUGUGCAGUAAAUAAAAUAUACAUUUUUUUAUAACUAUAUAUGCAAUAUAAAAGCUUGGAAAAGAAAAGUACAAUCUUUAAAGAAGAUUUCGAUAUCAUUCACGGGUUGUUUGUUCUUUUUCUUAUAUAUUUUUUUAAACAAAAAAUUAUAAUGAUGCUACUCUCAAAGGAAAACAUUGCUAUAAUGGAAUUAAGUCCCCAAAAUUCUUAUUCAUAUCGUAAUAAAAUCAUUGGUCAUUAAGUUUCAAUAAUUUAAAAAUUAGUUUAAAAUUGGAUAAAAUAUCAAAUAAAUAUAAUAAGUGCAAAUGCACUUUUAUGUACCAUUGCACUUACAAAAUUAAAAAAAAUUAGUCAAUAAAAAAAUAGAAAUUACUAUUCAACUUUUGCCUAUACCAUCAUUUCUUUCCAUCUUCAAUGGAAUAGAUGAAAAUCCGUCGUAAUUGAGUCCACUCUGUACACUGUAUAUAUUUGAUCCUCUUUUAAAUUAUUGAAGCAUAAUACAUGAUGAUUUCAUGAUAUAAAUAAGAUUUUUGUCUGAACUUUAUUUUAACGUUGCAAUUUUUCCUUGAAUGUAACAUCAUUACGAUAAUUUUGUUGAAAGAAAAAAUAAAAAAAAAAAAAAAAUAAAAAUUAUGUUUUUACAGUUUCCACUUUCCACUAAUUUUCACAAUUUUGAAGAAUAUAUUUUUCAAGAAUGCCGAGAGGUUUACGGGUUGUCUCUGUGUCUUGAUUCAUCGUUAAUAUCGUAAUUCAGAAAAAAAUAAUCCCUGAUUAAUAAGGAAAUUCUUUUUAAAAGUUGUAUUUCUUCAUAUGUCGUAAUUGGGUAUAAAAUAAAUACUUAAUGUUUGUAUUAUUUAAAAUAUAUAAUAAUAUAAAAGAUAUACAAAGAUAUAUACAAGACAUACAAACAGAAUUUUGUAAAAAAAACGCAUUAAAAAAUUCUGAUAUAUGUACAUACUUAUAAAAAAAGAUAAUAUAUAUACAUUUAUUUCUUAAAUAAGACUUUAUUUUUUACAUUGUUAUUUCUUAGCAAACGGUUGAUAUCCAAUUUUUAAAAAACGAUUAUUUUAGAAUUUGAUGUUUAAAUUAUAACAUUUUGUUUGUGUGAAUGAUAAAAUCCAUAAUUACUCUAAUUUUACAUAUGCACUGUAUGUACAAACAUUGAUAUGUAUAAUAAAAUAUGUAAAAUAGAAUCGAUAAUGUAUAUUCAAUAAAAAAAAGUUUGCUUUAAA